Messenger RNA from Trichobilharzia regenti, 4469 nucleotides. The record is from the annotation of a GenBank genome assembly. Lineage: Eukaryota; Metazoa; Platyhelminthes; Trematoda; Strigeidida; Schistosomatidae.
ACAUCUGAAAGUGUGUGAAUUUUCGUGAGUCAGUGAAUGUUCAUAACUGUCUAUGUUUUACUUUCAAAAAAUAACACAUUGAUGAUAAUCACUCAACAGUUGCUUAAAAAUCGCUGACUGAUCUAUAAAUAUUACGUGAAAAAAGACGGAAUCUGGGGGAGUAUAAACACCCAGCUAGCAUUUCCUUCGGGCGCAUUGCAGACUUUUUGGGGCAAAAAAACUUCGGGUAAAUCUACUUACGUGGGACAAUGUCUUGAAGUCUGCCCCGAAAAGUCUGCAAUUCGCCCAAAGUUUGCCACAAAAUGUCUGCGAUGCGCCCGAAAAAAAACGCUAGCUGGGAUGCAGUGAUGUUUUUCCUUUAAUGAGAAGGAUCUCACCGAAGAUCUGGAACCUCUACCUCACAAUCAAGAAGCGAGCUCAAAGAAAUCACUGGUUUAUACUAGCUCGUAAUCAGGAUAUUGGAUAUUGGAAGUCCACCUGGCGUUUCUCAACGUUGGUUUCUAGAACCCUGAAAAUAGUGUCAGGCAAGAAUUAACUAAACUUUUUUCAUCUAGUAAAUAAACAAUUUCCUCCAUCCAUCCUUAUAUACCCUCAAGUUUUACUUUUAUUAUUUCUAUUAUAUUUAUGGUCCUGUUACUUCUCUGUUUUACUCUCAUAAUUGCAAACACCAACUUAUCUCCAUGACAGCUGUAAUCUUUGUUUUUCCCCUCACCAUAUCAUGUAAAGAGAACAUUAUACUCAAUAUUUUUAAACAUGCUAGGAUUUCUAUACCACAUUUACAAUACUGUGUGGCACAAGCCAACGGCAAUUUUCACUUGUAUUCUUAUUAUUAUUACCCUAGCUGUUAUCAUUAUUACUGUUAUUUCCAUUUUAUAUGCUGCAUGUUUUUGACACUACCUCUAUUGUAAAUGUGGAAAAUUUUCUGUGUGAUUAAUUUUUAUUUAUAAUUUGAGGAAAUUAGAUGCAAUAUUGUGAUUAAUGGUGAAAAUUCCAUUCUGUAUCACAAGUACUGUUUUUGGGAUAAAGUAAAUCAUUAUUAUUAUUAUUAUUAUUAUUAGUAGUAGUAGAACGAAGAGGCCCGGUCCGAGAAUGCACACAGGUUAAGUGGGGAGAAUUCUGGUGAAAUAGGCGGUUUCAUUGGAUGAUGAUGUAGGCUAAAAGUGACUAAACGAAAUACGAAACACUAUUUUCCCCACUUUGCCAACCAUUUUUUAUCCUUUCUAUUUCCUCUAAAAUUUCCAUCGUCUACUUUAUUUACCCUUGUCAGCUACUGGGAAGCUGGUGAAAAAUUGGAAGUCUUUCCAUUCCUUCUGUGGUCGUUGAGUGAUCCCCAUUUUUUAUGAAAUCCUACAAAACUAUGCUGUAUCUAAAUGGUAGCUUCCUUCUGAGGUUUGUGAUAAGCACGGCUAAUGGUCCCUCUGACCGUAUACGGCCUAUAGGCCUUAAAUUAACAUUUAUCAAAUACUAAACAGAAUAAAUUAUCAAGCAGUAUUUCAAACAGCUAUAAGCUUUUGAAUCCACAUACGAAAAGAAAUGUGUAGGUUCCCCUGAGUUGGAUAUUGUAUAAAUAUCUGUGACUUGAUAAAUCUCUGGCAAAAUCUUUUGUAUGCUGAGAUUUUAAUUUGUCGAGUUUUUUCAUUGUCGAGUUUUUCAUUGUCUUGAGUUUCGAGUGUAAUAUAAAGCUUCGGACAGGAGCUUUUACGUCUUAAGAGUAUGGUGUUUCUUCCAUUGGGUGGGGUUGCUAGCCUCACGCCCAAGCUUCUUUCUUUACCAAACAUACUACCGGCUAAGCCAGGUUUAAUAGUGCGUCCGGGGGUCAAUCAAACCCGCACUCCCAGCACUGUUGGUGAGCAUUAUGCGAUUGAACCACCGACUCAUAAGACCAGGGAGUAAGGGACAGCUGUUUCGUCCAUGUUUGGAACUUUCCAGCAGUAGGCGUCUAUGACGUUUAGAGCGAGAUCGUAUACCAUUCAGUAACUGGAACAGCUUACCGAACAACUUACCAAAAUGCCUGUUAUAAUUUUUGUGUGGAAGUUCAUCCAUUCUAGAUUUUCUAUCUCAAAAUAGUAGGAGAAAAUAAAAGAAUAAAGACGUAAUGACACAAUAGUGAAUAUCUUUGCGUCGGGAUAUGAAGAUAGCUGAAUGAAGAAUACCAAAAUUAUUCCGGAUAUUGAAAAAAGAGUAAACACAUUGAGAUCAACGCAGAAGACUUUUAGCUCUUAUUUCAACCACUCAGAAAUCUAGUUUUGAGAUCUGAGACUUUGUUUAGAUCUGUAGACAGAUACUUAAUUCACUCGUUUCUUGUUUUACUUUUAACAGCCUUAAUGCUUUUCCAGCUUAAUCCUACUAUUUUUAGAAGAAUUUAUGCACAAUGCCGUAUAUCCAUGUCUUUUCCUGACUGAUUCAGUCGCCUGUUACUCCUAAAGUCAACUACUUCAAAGUAAUCCCUUUCAUCAGAUGAAUACAAUGAAAAUUAAAAAUGGUUCAUCCCACUGCUGUUGUACAUAUCAAUCCAAUGGUGGUAAUACUAAUCUGAGAAAACGUUGUAAUGGUGGUGAUAGCCUUCAGAAGUCAUCUUUACUGAAAACAUCAACUACAGCCGACAGUGAUGUUGAUGAUGAUGAUGAGUCGACCACGACGAAACUACGUACAAUCAUUGAUAUUUAUGUUCAUUGUAUGCUUUUAACUUGUGUUUGUAUAAUUAUUUUUGUAUCUUCACGACCAUUAACAGAAGACUAUCUGAUUCGUUUAAUAUUUGGUGAAUCAUUGAAUUAUUGUAAUUAUACAUAUAUCCCUUCGAAGAAUAAUUAUCGUCGUCCGUAUAAAGUGUAUGAUUGAUGCUAUUAUUAUUGUUAUUACUAUUAUAUUUUCUUUUUUUUCACAUGUAUGUAUAUUUUUAAGUUAUAUUCGUCUUUCCGCCUAUUCACAUAUCUUCAUAUUCUGUUCCACCUUUUCUGUAGUGUAAAAAGUUAACAGCAACACCAAGACAGGAGUAUUUUUCUACAAAAUUUUGAUAACCACACUAAAACCUUUAUAUGUCUGUCUUUCUGUCUGUCUGGAUUCAACAUAGAACUUGGCACCGAAGUUCAGCAGUUCGAGUUGCCACGUUCCAAAUAACACACAGAGGUAGACAAGAAGAUGAGUGAAGAGAAUCAAUACAGUCUGACAAGUAUAAGAGUGAAACAGAAUGGGUAAUGGUAGAAAGGAAUAUGAAAGAUUACAGAGACUGAAUACAUCUGCGCUGGCCAUUGACAACGAUUUUGAGCCAUGUCACCUAUUGUCUCCAGCCAUUGAUUCCUAGAGUCCCGAGGGCCCCAACCCGGGAGUCUGCAUCUCCCUACCUGACUCAGUUUAACUGUCAAGGAUUUCAUGGAUUGAUGAGGCCAUGUUUUUGUUUGGCCACCACUGGCUCUUUUCCAACCUGCACCUAUAUCGGCUAGCAAUACCCGUCGGGGGAGGCGAUGUUUAGGCAUGCGCAGCACGUGACCUAGCCUUCUUAGUCUAUGUGACUUUAUAGCCUCGUCGAUUGAUUUUCCCUCUUUGCCCAACACUCUACGCCUAACGUCAACAUUACUUACCUUAUUAAACACCACCCAACGUGAGACAGAGAUCGCAGACAUCUAUGAUCGAAAACAGUCAACAUUUUCAUGUCUUCAACGCGUAUUGGCCAUGUUUCAGAGCCAUAUAGAAGGACUGAGCGAACUGCUGAUAACCGGAUGUCACGCCUACGCCAGAGAUGGUGUAAGUCAGCGAAAGCAGCUCGAGCCUUUCGGAUCCGUGCUGAGAUUUCAUCGCCAAUCAGUCCGUUGGUGCUAAUACAACUUCCCAAGUAGGUGAAGUGGUCAACAUGUUCUAUCACUUCACUCCCUAUCACUAAGUUAGGAGUUGACGUGGUCCAGUCCUGUAGCAGCAUCUUACAUUUUGUAGGGGCGAAUCGCAUGCCAAACAUACGGAGAUUGCUGCUCAAGGUGUUCAGAAGACUCCGCUCUAUUUUGUCAUCAUCCUCCCCUAACAGGACUAUGUCAUCUGCAUAUUCUAAGUCCAUAAGACUAUUCCCUGGUAACAAGUCGAUUCCUAAGUCAUUACGUUCAGUUAAGGAUACUUCCAUCAGCAAAUCUAUGAUGAAGUUAAACAGAAAUGGGGAAAGUGGACAUCCCUGUCGGACACCACUGGUUGUUACCAAUUCAGAUGACAAUUCUCCAUAAGCCCUUACAUGGCUACAUGAGUUUGAAACCUUUAUAUGUAUGUAUGUAUGUAUGCAUGUAUGCAGCCGUGCAUUGAUUUUUAUUUAAGUUUUGUAAUUGUUUAUUUUCUUGACCUCAGCAGACAAAUACAUCAUUCAAAGGAUCACUUUUCAAUAUAGAUCAUUGUACAUGUCUUUUAUUAACAUUAUUACUAAUUCCUGGGGUUCGGAAUGGAACACAUAGCUCCAACAGUAUAUCUCGACUUCAUCUUGUCCUCUGAAGUAC